AGAUGACGAUUUCUUCAUCUCCACAUUUUGUCAUAUUUCCCUUCAUGUCCCAAGGCCACACCAUCCCCCUCCUCUACUUCUCCCGCAUCCUCCGCCACCGCGGCGUCUCCGUCACCGUGAUCACCACCCCCACCAACAACUCCGCUAUUAGAGCCGCCGUAAAGAAUGACUCCAUCUCCGUUAUCGAUAUCCCGCUCCCGGAGGAUGUCGUCGGUGCUCCACCCAGGGUAGAAGUUGGAGACAAAAUAUGUGCCAUGGCGUCGUUCAUUAAUUUCGUGGAAGCCACACAACAACUCCAGCCUGGGUUUGAAGAAGUCGUUCGCAGUCUACCGCCGGUCAGCUGCAUAAUCGCCGAUGGGUUUUUCAGUUGGACUCAAGAGUCCGCCGAUAAGCUCGGGAUUCCCCGUUUGGUUUUCUAUGGGACCAACAUGUUUUGUAUAACCAUCGGCUACAUCAUGACCAAGUUCAAGCCACAUGCAGCAGUUAGUUCAGACGACGAGCCGUUUCCGGUUCCGGACUUCCCUCGGCUCAAGUUGACGGUGAACGACUUCGAACCUCCGGUUAGCGAGGUCGACCCCAAAGGUCAGGCGCAUGAUUUUCUCGUGAAGCAGCAAGAGGCUAAUGCCAGGAGUCAUGGGAUGGUGGUAAACAACUUCUACGAACUCGAACAAGAGUUUAUCGAUUACUGGAACCAAAACUUCGGACCCAAAGCUUGGUGUGUCGGACCUUUCUGUAUAGCCAAACCAGCUGCACCAAAACCGACGGUGGAAAAGCCAACAUGGCUCCUGUGGCUCGAUGAAAAGCUUGUGGAGAACAAGCCGGUCAUAUAUGUAUCUUUUGGUACACAGGCGGAGGUGUCACCUGAGCAAUUACUUGAGGUGGCCGUUGGUUUGGAGAAGUCGAAGGUAAACUUCAUGUGGGUAGUGAAACCGAAGCAUUUUGAGUUGAUAGGAGGUGAAGGGUUCGAAGAGAGGGUGAAGGAGAGAGGGAAGGUGGUGACUGAAUGGGUGGACCAGGUKGAGGUUCUGAAUCACGAAAGCGUACAAGGGUUUCUGAGUCACUGCGGGUGGAACUCGAUGUUGGAGACGAUUUGUGCGGGGGUGGCGGUUCUGGCAAUGCCGUUUAUGGCGGAGCAACACCUGAAUGCAAGGUUGGUGGUGGAGGAGAUCGGGAUGGGGUUGCGAGUKUGGCCAAAGGARAAGGUGGCGCGUGGGUUWGUKGGGGCGGAGGAGGUGGAGAAGAUGGUGGUGGAGUUGAUGGAAGGUGAAGGUGGGAGAAGGGUGAGGGAGAGGGUGGCGGAGGUGAAGGAAGGUGCAUAUGGUGCAAUGAAGGAAGGUGGGUCAUCAUGGCGGACAUUGGAGUCACUGAUUGAUCAUGUCUGUGGAACUGUGCAACCGACAGCUUAAUCAUUAUCCUUCUCUCUACUUCUCUUAAGAAAUAAAAGGGUCAUGUUGAAUUGAUCCCAAGUUGAAAGAAAGGUUUUGUAUUCUUCAAUCAUUCCAUCACAUUCACUAGCUUUUUAUCCAUUCACACAUGAAUGAUGGUAUAGAUUCAUUUUGUAAGCUUUCUCGAUUCAUCCUUUCAUGAUAUGAAGCGUACUUGUAGUUUCUUUUGGGCCACACAUUCCCAUACU
Molecule: messenger RNA, 1633 nt
Organism: Cynara cardunculus var. scolymus (artichoke)
Lineage: Eukaryota; Viridiplantae; Streptophyta; Magnoliopsida; Asterales; Asteraceae
Product: UDP-glycosyltransferase 90A1-like
Exons: 1
Coding region: 3-1406 (467 amino acids)
Molecular function (GO): UDP-glycosyltransferase activity
Source: RefSeq, a predicted model, not a curated record